UAGAAGCUGUUCCUCCGGCUCACUUCCGGCCGGCUCGCUUCGCGACACUGUCGCGCGCGGGGGGCGUGGCUAGCCCGGCGUUCUGACAGACAAUCCAGCGGCGGUGGCCUAGCGGAGGCCAGAGCACUAUGGCGGGGUCGGAGGGGCUCGUGACCGAAGUGAACUGGAAAGUCUUGGAGCAAAGAGCCCGGGCCAAGCGCUCAGGCUCAGUUUAUGAACCUCUUAAAAGUAUUAAUCUUCCAAGACCUGACAGUGAAACCCUGUGGGAUAAAUUGGAUCAUUAUUAUAGAAUUGUUAAGGCAACAUUGCUACUGUAUCAAAGUCCAACUACAGGACUUUUCCCCACUAAAACGUGUGGUGAUGAUCAGAAGGCCAAGAUCCAUGACAGUCUGUACUGUGCAGCUGGAGCUUGGGCUUUGGCUCUAGCAUACAGGCGCAUUGAUGAUGACAAGGGAAGGACCCAUGAGCUGGAACACUCAGCCAUAAAAUGUAUGAGAGGAAUUCUUUACUGCUAUAUGCGUCAGGCUGAUAAGGUUCAGCAGUUUAAGCAGGACCCUCGUCCAACAACUUGUCUUCACUCUAUUUUCAAUGUGCAUACAGGAGAUGAGAUGCUCUCUUAUGAGGAAUAUGGUCAUCUUCAGAUAAAUGCAGUUUCACUUUAUCUGCUUUACCUUGUGGAAAUGAUAUCCUCAGGACUCCAAAUUAUCUAUAACACUGAUGAGGUUACUUUUAUUCAAAAUCUUGUAUUUUGUGUUGAGAGAGUUUACCGUGUACCUGACUUUGGUGUCUGGGAAAGAGGAAGCAAAUAUAAUAAUGGUAGCACAGAGCUACAUUCAAGCUCAGUUGGAUUGGCAAAAUCAGCUCUAGAAGCAAUUAAUGGAUUCAACCUCUUUGGCAAUCAGGGUUGCUCUUGGUCAGUUAUAUUUGUGGAUCUUGAUGCUCACAAUCGCAAUAGGCAAACGUUGUGUUCACUUUUACCCAGAGAAUCAAGAUCUCAUAACACAGAUGCUGCCCUGCUUCCCUGUAUCACUUAUCCUGCAUUUGCCCUAGAUGAUGAAGCUCUUUUUCGCCAAACACUCGAUAAAGUAGUUAGAAAAUUAAAAGGAAAAUAUGGAUUUAAACGUUUCUUAAGAGAUGGAUAUCGAACAUCAUUGGAAGACCCCAACAGACGCUAUUACAAACCAGCAGAAAUUAAGCUAUUUGACGGCAUUGAAUGUGAAUUUCCCAUAUUUUUCCUUUACAUGAUUAUUGAUGGGGUUUUUAAAAGCAAUUCCCAACAAGUAAAGGAAUAUCAGGAUCUCCUAGCUCCAGUUCUUCAUCACACUAUGGAAGGUUAUCCUGUCAUACCAAAGUAUUAUUAUGUGCCAGCUGAUUUUGUAGAAUAUGAAAAAAGAAGCCCUGGUAGUCAAAAGCGAUUUCCUAGCAACUGUGGCCGUGAUGGAAAACUAUUCCUUUGGGGACAAGCCCUUUAUAUCAUUGCACAACUCCUGGCUGAUGAAUUAAUCAGUCCUAGAGACAUUGAUCCUAUCCAUCGCUACGUUCCACUACAGAAUCAACGCAAUGUAAGCAUGAGGUUUUCCAACCAGGGCCCACUGGAAAAUGAUUUGGUAGUUCAUGUCGCACUUGUAGCAGAGAGCCAACGUCUUCAAGUUUUUCUCAACACAUAUGGUAUUCAAACUCAGACACCUCAACAGGUAGAACCCAUUCAGAUCUGGGCUCAACAGGAGCUUGUGAAAGCUUAUUUCCAUCUGGGUAUCAAUGAAAAAUUAGGACUCUCUGGAAGGCCAGAUAGGCCGAUUGGCUGCCUUGGUACAUCAAAGAUUUACCGCAUUCUGGGAAAGACUGUGGUUUGUUAUCCUAUCAUCUUCGACCUAAGUGAUUUCUACAUGUCUCAAGAUGUUUUACUGCUGAUAGAUGACAUCAAGAAUGCACUACAGUUCAUUAAGCAAUACUGGAAAAUGCAUGGACGUCCACUUUUCCUUGUUCUUAUUCGGGAAGACAAUAUAAGAGGUAGCCGAUUCAAUCCCAUAUUAGAUAUGUUGGCAGCCUUUAAGAAAGGAAUGGUUGGAGGAGUCAAAGUUCAUGUUGAUCGUCUACAGACACUGAUCUCAGGAGCUGUAGUUGAACAACUUGACUUUCUACGAAUCAGUGAUGUGGAAGAGCUUCCAGAAUUUAAGAGUUUUGAAGAAUUAAAUCUUCCUAAACAUUCAAAAGUCAAACGACAGAGCAGCACCCCCAAUGCUCCUGAACUGGAACAGCAAGUGGAUAUUGCUAUUACCGAAUGGAAAAACAAAUCUACCCAUGAAAUUCUUCAAAAACUUGAUGAAUGUAAUAGUCUGGCUAGUCAAGCUAUCCUUCUGGGCAUACUACUCAAAAGAGAAGGGCCUAACUUCAUCACAAAGGAAGGUACUGUUUCUGACCAUAUUGAUAGAGUAUAUAGAAGAGCUGGCAGCAAAAAACUUUGGUCGGUUGUGCGCCAUGCAGCAAGUCUUUUAAGUAAAGUAGUGGACAGCCUGGCCCCAUCCAUUACUAAUGUUUUAGUGCAGGGCAAACAGGUAACUCUGGGUGCCUUUGGGCAUGAAGAAGAGGUCAUCUCUAAUCCUUUGUCUCCAAGAGUAAUUAAGAACAUCAUCUAUUACAAGUGUAACACACAUGAUGAGAGGGAGGCAGUCAUUCAACAAGAACUGGUCAUCCAUAUUGGCUGGAUCAUCUCCAAUAAUCCUGAGUUAUUCAGUGGUAUGCUGAAAAUACGUAUUGGGUGGAUCAUACAUGCAAUGAAAUAUGAGUUACAGACCCGUGGAGAAAAUCAAGCACCCAUAGACUUAUAUCAGCUGUCACCUAGUGAAGUAAAACAGCUUCUGUUGGAUAUUCUUCAGCCUCAACAGAAUGGAAGAUGUUGGCUGAAUAGGCGUCAGAUUGAUGGAUCUUUAAACAGAACUCCCACUGGAUUCUAUGACCGAGUAUGGCAGAUCCUGGAACGAACACCCAAUGGUAUCAUUGUAGCUGGAAAACAUUUGCCACAGCAACCAACACUGUCAGAUAUGACCAUGUAUGAAAUGAAUUUCUCUCUCCUUGUUGAAGAUAUGUUGGGAAAUAUUGACCAGCCAAAGUAUAGACAGAUCAUUGUGGAGCUACUGAUGGUUGUAUCCAUUGUAUUGGAGAGAAACCCUGAGCUAGAAUUUCAAGACAAAGUGGAUCUAGAUAAACUGGUGAAAGAAGCAUUUCAUGAAUUUCAAAAAGAUGAGAGUCAAAUAAAUGAAGUUGAAAAAAAGGAUGACAUGUCUUCCUUUUACAACACUCCACCACUGGGAAAAAGAGGAACAUGCAGCUAUUUGACAAAAGUUGUGAUGAAUUUGCUACUGGAAGGAGAAGUCAAACCAAAUAAUGAUGACCCAUGUAUGGUUAGCUAGUGAGAAUGGUGUAAAAGAUUUGAUUAGGAAUUAUUAUUUUGAAGUGUUAUGUUUGAAGUUAGGCUUACCCAGGACAACCAAUAGUUUAUUUACUGAUAGAUUAUACCUGUGAUAUGGUUGCUGUGUCUGUAGUAAAGUUACUCUUACAUCACACAUCACAUAGCUAUCUAAGGGUGAAAAAUGUUAAGUUUUAGUAAACUGGUAAGAAAAGUUUUCAUGAUUAUUCCCAACUACCAUAAUAAUAUUUACUGAAUAUAAAAGUAUUUUACCAGUUUACCACUGGUAAAUUUACCAGAUAAAUUUACAAAUUUGCCAGUUUACCAGAAAGUUUACCCACUGCAUGCUUUAUGAUCAAAUAGAUAUUAAAACAAACAUUUCCUUGUUGGAUUAAAUAUUCACUGCCAUUAAAACAAAUAUGUCAUGAAUUUGGAGAGCUAAUACAGGAGUUAAAGCUCUUGUCUUCAGAAAAAUGGACUAAUUCUGGUUCAAUUUCCAGCACUUAAUGUGAAUUCCAAAGAUCACCAAAAGUGAAAGCCUUGAAUGUAGAACCAGAAGUAAAUACUGCCAACUAUGGUCUUCCUUUCCCCAAAAUGAAUGUAUCAACUAGUAAUUUAUAUGAGGUAUGAAAAUGUAUUGAAAUAAUUGUGAAUUUUUCCAAGUAUUGACAAGCAAGAUGAUGUUAAUAUGCAUGAAAAAGGGCAAAAUUAAUCAGUGGAUACUUUGAUUCUCAAAAACUCAGAACACUAACUAAUCAAAGCAAUUCUGUAACUUUGUAAACAUGACUGUAAAAUAUAAUAUAAUAAAUCUUACAUAACAUUUUGAUUUUGACAAAUGUAAAAGAUUAUUCAGAAGUACUGUUUUCAUAGUUUAUAUUUAUAAAAGCUAAAUUUAAAAAUA
This is a messenger RNA of Suncus etruscus (white-toothed pygmy shrew), 4307 nucleotides long. RefSeq names its product phosphorylase kinase regulatory subunit beta (gene PHKB). The record is from RefSeq and is a predicted model, not a curated record. The coding region runs from base 129 to 3410 and encodes 1093 amino acids. Gene Ontology annotation, biological process: glycogen metabolic process. The transcript is spliced from 31 exons. Lineage: Eukaryota; Metazoa; Chordata; Mammalia; Eulipotyphla; Soricidae. Gene Ontology annotation, cellular component: phosphorylase kinase complex. Gene Ontology annotation, molecular function: calmodulin binding.